AUGCCUCCAAAGUUCGACCCCAAUGAGGUGAAGAUUAUCCACCUGAGGGCUACCGGUGGUGAAGUCGGUGCUCAGUCUGCAUUGGCUCCCAAGGUCGGUCCUCUUGGUCUUUCGCCCAAGAAGAUUGGUGAAGAUAUUGCCAAAGCUACCGGCGACUGGAAGGGUCUCCGUGUCACCGUCAAGCUCACCAUCCAGAACCGUCAGGCUGCUGUCUCUGUCGUUCCCUCUGCCUCUUCUCUGGUCAUCAAGGCCUUGAAGGAGCCUCCCCGUGACCGCAAGAAGGAGAAGAACAUCAAGCACUCCAAGUCUAUCCCUCUGGACGAGAUCAUUGAGAUCGCUCGCAUCAUGCGCAACCGCAGUCUCGCUAAGGAGCUCCGUGGAGUCGUUUUGGAGAUUUUGGGCACAGCCUUCAGCGUAGGAUGUCAAGUCGAUGGACGCAGUCCCAAGGACGUCAGUGACGAUGUCAAGGCUGGAGAAAUUGACAGUGAGUCUUCCGAUUUUUGA
This is a messenger RNA of Talaromyces atroroseus, 504 nucleotides long. Its product is annotated as 60S ribosomal protein L12. Gene Ontology annotation, molecular function: structural constituent of ribosome; large ribosomal subunit rRNA binding. The transcript is spliced from 3 exons. Gene Ontology annotation, cellular component: ribosome; cytosolic large ribosomal subunit. NCBI's taxonomy places the organism in Eukaryota, Fungi, Ascomycota, Eurotiomycetes, Eurotiales, Trichocomaceae. Gene Ontology annotation, biological process: translation. Bases 1 to 504 code for a protein of 167 amino acids. The record is from RefSeq and is a predicted model, not a curated record.